AUGGAUUAUCGACAGCGAUGUUUGCGCCGGAUAAGGACUACGUUCACUACAGGCCUCGCAAUUUUCCAACCUGACAGAGGGCUCUCUUGGUUCCAACCCGAGCUUGACUGCUACAACACUCUAACCAAGGCCACCGCAAUGCUGAUCUUUUGCCCCAACUGCAGCAAUGCGCUCACCAUUUCCAAAGCAGAUGCUAGCACGAGAUUUCCCAUGGGAGUCAAUCGUUUUGAGUGCCGCACCUGCCCCUACGAAGCGCCGCUAGACAGAGAAUGGUUCGAAAGCACCAACUUGAAACAGAAGGAGGUCGAUGAUAUCUUUGGUGGUGCCGAGGAAUUUGCCAAUGCCGAUAGCGUUGCCACUCAAUGCCCCGCAGAAGCCUGCAAUGGGGAACGUGCAUACUUCUUCCAGCUGCAGAUUCGUAGUGCAGAUGAACCCAUGACCACAUUCUUGAAGUGUACUUCAUGUGGUGCUCGAUGGAGAGAGAAUUAG
Molecule: messenger RNA, 489 nt
Organism: Penicillium salamii
Lineage: Eukaryota; Fungi; Ascomycota; Eurotiomycetes; Eurotiales; Aspergillaceae
Source: the annotation of a GenBank genome assembly